Pollicipes pollicipes is the source of this 872-nucleotide messenger RNA. RefSeq names its product forkhead box protein L1. Gene Ontology annotation, biological process: cell differentiation; regulation of transcription by RNA polymerase II; anatomical structure morphogenesis. The transcript has 7 exons. Lineage: Eukaryota; Metazoa; Arthropoda; Thecostraca; Pollicipedomorpha; Pollicipedidae. Bases 39 to 872 code for a protein of 277 amino acids. Gene Ontology annotation, molecular function: DNA-binding transcription factor activity, RNA polymerase II-specific; RNA polymerase II cis-regulatory region sequence-specific DNA binding. The record is from RefSeq and is a predicted model, not a curated record.
GCGGUGUGGCGGGUGGCGUGACGAGCGGCGCUCCUGCCAUGGCACUCAUGGCACCCCCGGGAGACACACACAUGGACUUCUCCCCGCUGGACGUGAAGGUGAAGCACGAGGUGGAGCCGGUGUGCCCCGGCUACCCCGGCCUCCACAUCGGCACAGAGUACACGUCGUCGCUCACGACGCUGCACAAGUCGAUCGACAACCUGACGCGCACCACGCUGGCGCCGGCCCCGAAGCCGGAGCCGGAGCCGUCGGAACCGGACGCCGGCAAGCACGCCGAUCCCAACACCAAGCCGCCGUACAGCUACGUGGCCCUCAUCACCAUGGCCAUCAAGAAGUCGGUGGAGAAGCGGCUGACGCUGUCCGAGAUCUACCAGUUCAUCAUGGACAACUUCCCCUACUACCAGAAGAACCAGAAGGGUUGGCAGAACUCGAUCCGGCACAACCUCAGCCUCAACGAGUGUUUUGUGAAAAUCCCGCGAGAGGGAGGCGGCGAGCGAAAGGGCAACUUUUGGGCUAUCGACCCUCACUACGAGGACAACAUGUUCGAGAACGGCAAACUUCCGUCGGCGCCGGCGGAUGAAGCGACCGUACCGGCCAUCCACCUUCCCACGACCACUCAUCGGCGACAGCUGGUCACCCCUGCUACGUUCUCGCCGUUCGCGCCGCUCUCCUCGCAGCUGCCGCCCGUAGGACCAAUCCAGCCCAUGCCGCUGUCGCCUAUGGACGCGUACGCCCCCCUCACAUCGCAGUUCAACACGGUCACAGCGCCCAGCGCCAGCCCCGUGUUCAGCGCCAGCUCCGGGUUCAGCUCGUUCCAGCGCCAGCCGGACGUGGUGCCGUCCCCGCUGCCGCGCUACCCGCGCCCCUACUGA